Molecule: messenger RNA, 2278 nt
Organism: Lates calcarifer (barramundi perch)
Lineage: Eukaryota; Metazoa; Chordata; Actinopteri; Centropomidae
Gene: adra1ab
Product: adrenoceptor alpha 1Ab
Exons: 4
Coding region: 683-2062 (459 amino acids)
Biological process (GO): phospholipase C-activating G protein-coupled receptor signaling pathway; positive regulation of cytosolic calcium ion concentration; adenylate cyclase-activating adrenergic receptor signaling pathway
Cellular component (GO): membrane
Molecular function (GO): alpha1-adrenergic receptor activity
Source: RefSeq, a predicted model, not a curated record
UGACUUUAAUUCUCGCCAGAGGAGGCAGGAGGAGAUGGCAGCAGGAGGGAGAGAGCGCUUGACUUUGCUCUCCGUACUGUCUGCGGCGGACACAACAACGCACGACUACUUUCAGAGAAAAUUAGGAGAUUUUUUUUCCGCCCCCACCUCUUUUGAAACUCGGUGCAGGGAGAUAUGAAGACGGACCAUUCUUUUCAAGCAUAAUCUUCGCCACCCCUGCUGCUGGAGAACACUGUCUCUGUAAAGAGAUGUUUGCCCUUAAUCGAUCUGCCUGCUCAAAUAAAGGUGUCCUGCACUAAAGCUCCUCAGCAUGGCUGAACAUGACAUCCCGAGUCCAUCAGUGACUGCCACUUAAAACAUGAAUAUUUGUCAUUUCUAUUAAGUUUUUUUUUUUUUUUUCUGAACUUAAUAUGACAAACUGUGGCAGUGUUUCUCUUUCUAAAUAUGACAUUCUGCCAAGGAACCCUGGCCAAGGCCACAUGAUCAGUGGAGUGUUGGCAAGAACCACAGCAUCUACAAUUAACUGGAAGAGCAGUUUAUGCAGCAGAAACAGCUUUUAUCUCCUGCGUUAGGAGGAGCAGGAAGAGGCAGAGGGUUGAGCCUGAAAUAACAGAGGAACAGAUGGGACAUGAGUGUUAUCAGUCUGCGAGACCAUUAACUGAAAUACAUCCAACAGAUUAUCAUGGUUCCUGCUGAGAACACGAGUGUUGUCUCUGCUGCAGAUCGCUGCCCCAACUGUAGCUCCUCCACCCACCCAGAGGUGGAUGUAACCAAGGUGGUGGCUUUAGGGAUGGUGCUGGUGGUGUUUGCGGUGUUCGGGGUCCUCGGCAACAUCCUGGUCAUCCUGUCUGUGCUGUUCCACCGCCAGUGGCGCUCUGUAACCCACUACUUCAUCGCCAACCUGGCGGCAGCAGACCUGCUGCUCAGCUCCGCUGUUCUGCCCUUCUCCGCUAUCUCGGAGGCUCUCGGAAGAUGGGUGUUUGGCCGGUCCUUUUGUAGUGUCUGGGCCGCCCUGGACGUGCUCUGCUGCACUGCCUCCAUCCUCAGCCUCUGUGUGAUCUCUAUCGACCGCUAUCUGGCUGUCAGCUACCCUCUGCGCUACCCGGCUAUAGCUACUGGGCGGCGAGGCCUGACUGCAGUGGCUGCUCUCUGGGGACUCUCUGCAGCUAUAUCAGUGGGCCCUCUGUUUGGCUGGAGGGAGCCCGACCCAGAGGAUGAGACAGAGUGCCGGAUUACAGAGGAGCCCGGCUAUGCCUUGUUCUCUGCAUUAGGAUCUUUCUACAUACCUCUAGCCAUCAUCCUGGCCAUGUACUGCCGCGUGUAUACUGUGGCUAAGAGAGAGACAAAUACCAUCAGGAAAGGCAGUAAGGGAGAGGGGGUUGAGACGGAGGGGGUGAUGCUGAGGAUACACAGAGGGAAUGCUGCUCAGGCGGGCAAACAAGAGGAUGAUGAAGGGACCGAGGGGCAUAAACGCUCCACCUUUGCCAUGCAGAGGCUGCUGAAGUUCUCAAGAGAAGAGAAGGCAGCCAAGACUCUUGGCAUUGUUGUCGGGUGCUUCAUUCUGUGCUGGCUCCCUUUUUUCCUGGUUUUACCCAUCGGAUCCAUCUUCCCAUCCUGUAAGCCCUCUGAAACCAUCUUUAAAAUAACCUUCUGGCUGGGUUACCUCAACAGUUGCAUUAACCCCAUUAUCUACCCGUGCUUCAGUCAGGAGUUCAAGAAGGCUUUCCACAACGUGCUCCACAGUCGCUGCCUGAGAACCGCCAAACCACAAGCACACAUCACCACCCAUUCCUCCAGUUCAGGCCCCACGUCUAAUGCUUCUGAUCCCUCAACCCAAAACAGUGUCACUGUUUCUUCGUGGUGUUGCUGCAGGGCACUGUCGACCUCCUCAUCAACUGUUGGUGGCUCAGACCAGGCUCAAAGUGCACAAAUCCAGAGUAAGAGUCUGCUGAAGGCAUGGUGUUUCUCAGCAAGUCGAACUCCCGUACCACAGAACUCCUCCACUCACAGGUCAGCUAAGGUCUUACAUCUUUCUCUUGGCGUUAAGGGAGAGGCUGUUUGAUUGGCAUGUUUAAGCAAUGUACGAAUUCUUAACAUCCAACUUUUGUACAAAUGAACAGUUUUUACAUGUAUAUAUACAGUAUGUCCAUUCCUCUGAGGCACCAGAGUGCAGGGAAAGUGACUUUCCUACAAAGCAAGCAGAAGAUAACUCAAGCCUUAAUGCUUCGUGUCCAUUUAAACGCCUGUGAGUGUCAAAUAAAAUAUAAUUUGGGAAAGA